AUGGAUUGGUGGGAUGCCGUUAUCACACACCCCAUUGUGGCCCUUGGCGUUGUUGGAGUGACCUAUGGGGUGUGGUUGGCAACAUAUCGGCUAUGGUUCUCACCACUGGCUCAUUUCCCAGGACCAAAACUGGCCGCUCUGACAAUGUGGUACGAGUUCUAUUACGAUUCAUUCCUCGAAGGUCAGUACACUUUUCGAAUUGCUGAGAUGCAUCGCAAAUACGGCCCGAUUGUGAGAAUCAGCCCCUUUGAACUACACAUCGAUGACCCAGAGUACUAUGAAAUCUUAUACUCUCGAGAAAAGCCGAGGAACAAAUCGUUACAUUUGACUGGCAUGUUUGGGGCACCGGCCUCCGCUUUCGGCUCAGUCGAUCACCGUCGCCAUCGGAUACGUCGACAACCUAUGAACCCGUUCUUUUCUCAGCAGCGAAUUCGGCAGUUGGAACCUAUGCUCCGGGGAAUGAUUGAUAAACUGCGCAAAGGAAUGCGAGUGUGGAAGGAGAGAGAUACACCGCUGAAUAUUUAUCAUGCGUUUAAUGCCUACACAACAGACGUGGUUGUGGAGUAUUCUAUGGGUGAAUCGUUCCAUUAUUUGGAUGACCCUGAUUUCACACCGCAGUGGUCAAAGACCAUUGAGGCAAUUGUGCAAGUCGGAGUUCAAUUCAAACAGUUUCGCUGGGUCUUCAGUUUGUUUGAACUGCUUCCACGAUGGCUAGUUAUGGCUAUCAACCCUCACAUCGGCCCGGUAAUUGAUCAGAAAAUGGAAAGUUUGCGACUAGCGAAAGCGAUUAUUGAUAGCCAAAGCGCCGAUGGGAACUCAGCAGAUGAUAAGGUUAGUGUACCUCAAGGCACAUUGUUUCACGCGCUGCUAGACAGUAAGCUUCCCCCAGAGGAGAAGGCCCCUGGCCGGUUGAGUCAAGAGGUUUUCACCGUAAUCUCGGCCGGAGGAGAAACGACUGCGAAAAACUUAACGACACUUACCUUCCAUUUACUUAACAACCCAGACAAACUACAAAGGCUACGGGACGAGCUCAACCGACUCGACCCCGAUGGAACAGCAACUUUGGUAGAAUACGAAACAAUGCCGUACCUUCAGACGUCUGUUAUGCUGGAGGGCCUGAGAAUCACCAACGCUGUGGCAACGAGGCUUCAGCGUAGCUCUCCAGAUCAGGUUAUGACUUACAAUGACUGGACCAUUCCUCCCGGGACACCUGUGGGGAUGACCAGCAUAUUUAUGCACCACAAUGAAGAUAUUUUCCCAAACUCGCAAAGCUUCAUCCCCGAGCGAUGGAUGGACCUAGAGCAGAGGAAACACCUUGAAAAGUAUCUGGUUGCUUUCAGCAAGGGGUCAAGACAGUGUAUUGGAAUUCCCCUGGCGCGAGCGGAGAUUCUUUUAGCAAUCGCCACCAUUUUCCGGGAAUUUGAGAUGGAGCUCUACGAGACUACAGUAGAUGACGUUCGAAUUGUACGAGACAUGUUCAAUGGCCACCCGCGGAAAGGAAGUCAGGGAGUCCGCGUUAUGAUAACGGACUGGAACGGACGCCUAAGGCAGAGUGAAGACUCCCCAUAA
Messenger RNA from Penicillium expansum, 1569 nucleotides. RefSeq names its product cytochrome P450. Gene Ontology annotation, molecular function: iron ion binding; heme binding; oxidoreductase activity, acting on paired donors, with incorporation or reduction of molecular oxygen. Lineage: Eukaryota; Fungi; Ascomycota; Eurotiomycetes; Eurotiales; Aspergillaceae. The transcript has 5 exons. The record is from RefSeq and is a predicted model, not a curated record. Bases 1 to 1569 code for a protein of 522 amino acids.